Molecule: messenger RNA, 924 nt
Organism: Meira miltonrushii
Lineage: Eukaryota; Fungi; Basidiomycota; Exobasidiomycetes; Exobasidiales; Brachybasidiaceae
Exons: 1
Coding region: 1-924 (307 amino acids)
Source: RefSeq, a predicted model, not a curated record
AUGUCUCACUCAUUCAGGCCGCCAUUGGGCGCUCGAGCAACAUCCGAUAUGGCACCUCUCGUCAAUGCUGAACCAAAUUCUUCCAAAGGUGAAAUCGCUAGGGGCUCACACGUCGUUCACGGGGGAAUUCGUGUGACUUCUGGCACAAGAACUGCUUUAGGAGGAGUUGCUCCUUUUUCACCUUUCUUGCCAUUGCCGCCAGCACCAACGGCUGAAGAACUUCGUCGUCAAUGCAGCCAAGACGGAAAUCAAUCUUCGAAUGGUUCAAAGAUGAUUAAUCAAAUGAUCUCAUUGGAACAAAAGCAAGCGGAGAUGGAAGAUGCAUCAUCACAUUGGUUGCAACCUCCAGAAAUCUAUCAACGUCGUGCUUCGAGCCAUGAUAUUAAUGAAAUGCCAAAGCCAGCCGUUGUUGAAACCCGCAAACCAACGCCUAAUCCAGCCGCAUUCAUGAUCCGAAGCUACUCCAUGCCAGUCGCAACCCAAAAGGACUUUGAUGCACAACAAAGAGCUGCACGCCUUCAACGUAAGCAACGAUCCAACCUGGGCUACACACCCGCUUGGUCCAUGUCAAGAACUGAUAGCGCUAAUGGCGAUUCUGAGCGAUUACCAUUGCGUACCGUUCAGGCCAGCGAGAUGAAUGCUAUCUCGCUCACAAGGACCGUCAGUCGAAGUGCCAAUGCUGAUCAUCAUAGUCAAAUGUCCAGAUGGGAAACUAGCAAUGAAUCAAGCAGUCCAGCGGAUUCAGGAACAACGUCUUGUUCUGAUGAAACCGAUGUUGCAACUCCAAGAGCAAUUACGCCACUAAAUGAAAGUGCUUCCUUCUUUGACAUCAAACAUCAAGAUGAUCCAACGCAAGCAAUGGGAGAUUUACACAUUCAUCCUGAUCAUCUUCAGCCUCCUCCAUUCUUGCUCACUUCAUCAUGA